CCGGGGAGGAGAGUGGACGGACAGCGGCAUGGGACCCGCCGGGCGCCACUCCCCGCCGUGAGGCGGCUAGGGAGCGGAGGAUGGGGCCGCCCCGAAGGGUGCGGGGUUUGUCCGGCCUGUGGUUCCUCAGAAGACGAUGAGGUCAUUCAAGAAGGUCUCCUCAGGCUCAGCAGGGGCGAGUAAAGGUGGAGACGAGCCCGGGAAGUUGCCGGAGCAGGAAGAAGAGGAGGAAUCCCAGGUUUUGCACGGAACCGGCCAUUGCAAAUGGUUCAAUGUGAGAAUGGGAUUCGGGUUCAUCUCCAUGAGCAACCGAGAGGGAAGCCCCUUGGAGUCUCCAGUUGAUGUCUUUGUACACCAAAGCAAGCUUUACAUGGAAGGAUUUAGAAGCCUAAAAGAAGGAGAACCAGUGGAAUUUACUUUUAAGAAAUCUUCCAAAGGCCUUGAAUCAAUACGGGUAACAGGCCCUGGUGGGAGCCCCUGCUUAGGAAGUGAAAGACGACCCAAAGGGAAGACAGUACAAAAAAGAAAACCAAAGGGAGAUAGAUGCUACAACUGCGGUGGCCUCGACCACCACGCUAAAGAAUGUAGUCUACCUCCACAGCCAAAGAAGUGCCAUUACUGUCAGAGCAUCAUGCACAUGGUGGCUAACUGCCCCCAUAAAACUGUCUCGCAGCAGCCCGCUAGUUCUCAGGGAAGACACGAAGCUGAACCGCAGCCUUCCACUUCUGCUUUCCCAAGAGAAGGGGGAGGAACGCACGGCUACUCGUCUCCAUCGUACUCUCAGGAAGGCAGGUCGGAGAUCUCAGAGCGCCCGGGCAGGUCACCACAGGAAGCUUCGUCAAGUAAGUUGUCUGCGUCGCCCGAAGAACCGAGCAGAAAGGGGCCUUCUGUUCAGAAAAGGAAAAAAACUUAAAGCAUUCGUCAUAACUUUCCAUUUUCUUUAUCCUCUUGGGAUGUCUACCUCAUGCAAGUACAGGGGAAAUAAUUUCAUUAUCAGUAGCUGACCUGGAAUUUUAACUACUGUUGAGGAACUGUGAAUUUUUUUUUUUUCUUUGAUAGACAAAUCACUCCAAGCAAAAUACAUUUG
Chroicocephalus ridibundus (black-headed gull) is the source of this 1087-nucleotide messenger RNA. RefSeq names its product lin-28 homolog B (gene LIN28B). NCBI's taxonomy places the organism in Eukaryota, Metazoa, Chordata, Aves, Charadriiformes, Laridae. Gene Ontology annotation, biological process: pre-miRNA processing. Gene Ontology annotation, cellular component: cytoplasm; nucleus. The record is from RefSeq and is a predicted model, not a curated record. The transcript is spliced from 5 exons. Gene Ontology annotation, molecular function: zinc ion binding; mRNA binding. Bases 137 to 913 code for a protein of 258 amino acids.